GGCUCAGCAGCUCGCGUCCCACGAUGCACAGGGGCCGCUCGGCCUCCGCUCGCCAGGAGCGCGACUUCCGGGCCCUCAUGGACCUGGCCCACGGCUUCAUGGCCUCCCAGGUGCUGUUCGCGGGCUGCGCGCUCCGCGUGUUCGACGCCGCGGCCCUGGGCCCCGUGGACGCCGCGGCGCUGGCGAGGUCGUCGGGCCUGAGCCCCCGGGGGACGCGGCUGCUGCUCGACGCCUGCGCGGGGCUGGGGCUGCUGGGGAGACGCAGGGGGGCGGGGCCGCGCGGCCCCGCCUACACCAACUCCCCCCUGGCGUCCACCUUCCUGGUCGCGGGCAGCCCCCUGUCUCAGCGCAGCCUCCUGCUCUACCUGGCGGGCACCACCUACCUGUGCUGGGGGCACCUGGCGGACGGCGUGAGGGAAGGGCGGAGCCAGUACGCGAGGGCCGUGGGCGUCGACGCGGACGACCCCUUCACCGCCAUCUACAGGUCGGAGGCCGAGCGCCUGCUGUUCAUGCGGGGCCUGCAGGAGACCUGGAGCCUGUGCGGGGGGCGGGUCCUCACGGCCUUCGACCUCUCGCCCUUCAGGGUCAUCUGCGACCUCGGUGGUGGGUCCGGGGCGCUGGCCCGCAUGGCCGCCCGGCUCUACCCGGGCAGCGAGGUCACCGUGUUCGAGACGCCCGACGUCGUCGCUGCCGCCCGCGCCCACUUCCCGCCCCCAGCGGACGAGGACGGGGCGGAGCCUCGUGUGUGCUUCCUGUCAGGCGACUUCUUCCGCUCGCCGCUGCCGCCCGCCGACCUCUACGUCCUGGCCCGGGUCCUGCACGACUGGGCGGACGCCGCCUGCGUGGAGCUGCUGCGGCGCGUGCGGGGUGCCCUGCGGCCAGGCGGCGCGGUGCUGCUGGUGGAGAGCGUGCUGUCCCCGGGAGGGGCGGGGCCGACGCGGACGCUGCUGCUGUCGCUCACGAUGCUGCUGCAGGCCCGGGGCCGCGAGCGCACGGAGGCCGAGUACCGGGCGCUGACCGCGCGUGCCGGCUUCUCCCGCCUGCGGCUGCGGCGCCCGCGGGGCCCCUACCACGCCAUGAUGGCCGCCCGGGGGGGCGGGGCCGGGGCGCGGAGCGACGGCGGCGGCGGGGACGCGACGUCACAGACAGGAAGUGGGACAGGAAGUGAGGUCGGCGCCCAGGACUGAGGCA
Molecule: messenger RNA, 1191 nt
Organism: Mus musculus (house mouse)
Lineage: Eukaryota; Metazoa; Chordata; Mammalia; Rodentia; Muridae
Gene: Asmt
Product: acetylserotonin O-methyltransferase
Exons: 8
Coding region: 24-1187 (387 amino acids)
Biological process (GO): melatonin biosynthetic process
Molecular function (GO): protein dimerization activity; O-methyltransferase activity; methyltransferase activity
Source: RefSeq, marked reviewed